AGUACGCCCCUUCCAGAUCCUAGCUUCUCCUUCCUGGUGAUCAGCUCUGCUUCGUUCGGGCCUCGCCGCAAGCGUGUGGCCCGGGGACUGGCCAGGCCGGGGAGGGACGAGAAAGAGCUCGGUCUUCUGAGGCAUCUGUCCUUCCCCCCACAGAGCAGCAUACAGCAGACAUGGCUCCUGACUACCUGACUUCCAGGGCCCAGCAGGAGUCGGUGACGUUCCAGGAUGUGGCGGUGGACUUCACCCUAGAGGAAUGGGGCUUCCUGGGCCCAGCUCAGAGGGAGCUUUACCAGGAGGUGAUGCUGGAGAACUACUGGAACCUGGUGUGCCUGGGGCUUGUGAUUUCCAAACCAAACAUGAUCAACCAGCUGGAACAAGGCCGGGUACCUUGGACCAUUGAGAAAGAAGUCCUGAGCGGCACCUGUGGAGGGGAGCCAGAGUGGAAGACUGAAACUGAAACUAAGUAUUCAACUCCUAAUCCAUUCAUGUUUUGGGAACAAUCAUCCCAGGAGAAAUUCAUAAAGGACACUACCUGUGUCUCCAAAUUGGAAGAAGGCUCUCAAUAUCAUUCCAGCUUAGAGAAGAAGGAGAAAAAGGAGAAGAAACAUAACAGGCAAGUAAAAAUCACCCAGUAGAAAAUUCCUAAUGAAGCAAGAUGCCAUGAAUUAAAUCAGAAUGGCAAAAAGAUUUAGGACAAGUCCCUUUUUAGCAACACAGAAUGUUUGUAAAAAAGAGUCUCCAUAAAUAUAAUACAGAGAGAAAAAGUUUCAGACAGUAUUCUGACCCAGUCAAUAUAAUGCAGUUUCUUCAAAGAAAUUUGAUAGGCAGUCCAUCAGGGAUAAUUCAGGUCUUACAGAAAAUUAUGUAUUACUAGAGGAAAAAUUUAUGAAUUCAAAACAUGUGGGAAAAUAGACUAGCAUUCAUCACUUGUCUCUUCUCAUAGGGUUCAUAUUGGAGAGAAACCAUAUAAAUGUAA
Sarcophilus harrisii (Tasmanian devil) is the source of this 976-nucleotide messenger RNA. RefSeq names its product zinc finger protein 184. The coding region runs from base 171 to 635 and encodes 154 amino acids. Lineage: Eukaryota; Metazoa; Chordata; Mammalia; Dasyuromorphia; Dasyuridae. Gene Ontology annotation, biological process: regulation of DNA-templated transcription. The transcript has 5 exons. The record is from RefSeq and is a predicted model, not a curated record.